Messenger RNA from Eurytemora carolleeae, 2956 nucleotides. Its product is annotated as zinc finger protein 90. The record is from RefSeq and is a predicted model, not a curated record. Gene Ontology annotation, molecular function: DNA-binding transcription factor activity, RNA polymerase II-specific; RNA polymerase II transcription regulatory region sequence-specific DNA binding. Gene Ontology annotation, cellular component: nucleus. Gene Ontology annotation, biological process: regulation of transcription by RNA polymerase II. The transcript has 2 exons. Lineage: Eukaryota; Metazoa; Arthropoda; Copepoda; Calanoida; Temoridae. The coding region runs from base 1494 to 2648 and encodes 384 amino acids.
AACAAUGCUUCUCUGUCGCUUCACCAUUAUUUUUCGUUGUUUAAAAUUUUCGCGGAUUUUUCUGUAAAAAAGUGGCGCAUUUUCAAAAAUUAUCAAUGACAAUUUUAUUUUCCGGGAAACAUCAUUCAUUAACCUUACCUGAGCUGAAAACUUUAGAAUGUGAUAUCCUAAAUCCCGACCGCUUUAUUAAUCUGGAGAUUAGUAACAAGAGGAGAACAAGCGUAAUUUCAUCUCGAGAUUAAGAAAUGAGUCUGCAUUAAUCCCGAAAUCCAACAUUCAAAAGUUCACAGCUCUGGUGUCAUUUAAGUUGUCACGAAAGAAAUCUGGCAUUAUCGGUUUAGCCGUUUGGACGGUUAUAGGAUAAAAGCAAAGUAUAUUUUAAAGAUUAUAGAUGUAUUCACAGUUAAUAUUUUAUUUAGGAACUUUAUUUUGUCCAGAAAACAAGGGUAGUUCUUUAUCAAUCUUACACCCCCCCCCCAUAUCUGUAAAAUAUUACUUUUUUUUGAUUUUUUUCGUUAAAUUAGAAAAAACAAAUGAAUUUUUGUUAAAAUGUAUGAAAAGCCCCUGUAAAUCUUGCCAGUUGUCAAAAUUAGGGUUUUCUCCAAAAUCUUUAAAAAUCACUAUUUGUUGAUUAUAAUUGUGUUUCCGGAAAAUGUACAAUUGUUGAAGUAUUAAUUUUUUUAAAAUUUAAAUGUUAGUUUAUGUAUUUAUAGAUUUGAUUGACUGAUAGAUUCAUCUAUAAUAAUAAUAUAUGUAUUUAUGUAACACUAUUGUGAGUCCUCAAUUAUGCAUUCUUACCUAACUCUUCAAUUUUGCAGGGGUGUUCAUUUCUUAGGUUCAUUGAUUUUCUACUAAAAUAUUUUUUUCCCCAAUUCAGCAAAUAAAUCCAUAAAAAAUAAAUUUGCAUUCCAUGCAAACAUAAAGAAUUUCUAGAGGGAAAAAUUGUUUUCUAAAAGGUGGCGGGGAGGGGCGGUAAGAAAAAUUAUUUGUUCAAGAAAACAGUAUACACCCCUGCGUUUAUCAUCACUAAUUAAUACAAUUGCGUCAGAUAAGUUUGUUCUUUUUUCCCCGAUCUAGAGGAAAACUAUCCUAAGGAUUUUCCGACCUAUAUAAUGCCAUAAAAUUUUAACAUAGGUUAGGUUAGGUUAAGCUGAGUAGGUGGAGUAGGAAGUUUGGUAGGACGUAUAGUUAUAAAGGGGAGACGAUUUGAAAGCGUGAAACGCGCAGGGAGAUAAAAAUACUGGAUGUUUUUUUAAAGCUAUUCGAUAAUUAGGUCGGUUUCCUCUAGGUCAGUUUCCAUAGCAUCAAGGGAUAUUUAGAAAGCUGAGUCGUCCAUUUGUUAGACUUUUCUAAAAACUGUUAUUAUAUUUUCAGAGAUUAUGAUUACACGAAUAUGUUUGGUCUCUAGGAACUGUUCUAUGCUCAAGAUUCACUUUUAAGAUGUUAAUUAAAUCAAAAGAACGAUAAUCCGGAGAAUUUUACUUCCUUAAAUCAUGGAGAAUAAAUACAAAUGUGGUCAGUGUGAAUACGCGGGAACGAGAUUAUCGCUUUUAAAGAGGCACACAGCAAGCAAGCACGAAGGAGUUCGAUAUACUUGCGAUAAAUGUGAAUACUUGACAGUAGAUUUAUCUAGUUUGAAACUACACAAAGCUAGUAAACAUGAAGGGGUGAAAUAUCCUUGUAAUGAAUGUGAUUAUUCUGCCACAAAACCAUCGCAUUUAAAGCAUCACAAACGAAGCAAGCACGAAGGAGUUCGAUAUACUUGUGAUCAAUGUGAAUACUUGACAGUAGAUUUAUCUAGUUUGAAACUACACAAGGCUAGUAAACAUGAAGGGGUGAGAUAUCCAUGUAAUGAAUGUGAUUAUUCUGCCACCAAACCAUCAUACUUAAAGCAUCACAAACGAAGUAAGCAUGAAGGCAUGAGGUAUCCCUGUGAUCAAUGUGAAUACGCUGCAACCGUUCCAUCACAUUUAAAAAUGCACAAAGCUAGUAAACAUGAAGGAGUAAGGUACCCAUGUAAUCAAUGUGACUAUGCUGCAACCAAACCAUCAUAUCUAAAAGCGCACAAACUCAAUCAACAUGAAAGUGAAAGGUAUCCAUGUAAUCAAUGUGAUUAUGCUGCACCUAAACCAGCACAAUUAAAACUGCACAAAUUAAGUAAUCACGAGAAAGAAAGAUAUCCAUGUGAUGAAUGUCAUUACUCAGCUACCAAACCAUCACAUUUAAAACAACACAAAGCCAGUCAACAUGAUGGGGCUAGGUACCCUUGUGAUGAAUGUGAAUAUGUAGCAAACAUUUUAUAUAAUUUAAAAGUACACAAAGCAAGCCAACAUGAUGGAGUCAGGUAUCCAUGUACUGAGUGUGACUUUACUGCAACUCAACGUUCUCAUCUGAAUGCACACAUGAGGAAGAAGCAUAGUGAUAUUCAGCAGAUAGCAGAUCCGGAACCUGUUCUUGUGAAUUAUGAAUCUGAACCUGUUCUUGUGAAAUGUGAACCUGAACUUAAUCUUGUGAAAUGUGAACCUGAAUCUGAACCUGUUCUUGUGAAAUGUGAACCUGAAUCUGAACCUGUUAUUGUGAAAAAUGAACCUGAAAGUGAAAAUGAAGAUAUGACAGUAGAAGAAGUUCUUAAAGAUCGUUUUGCUUGAUUUUGAUUCGGUUUCAUGAUUUUGUAAGUUUGGGGGGGGGAUGAAGAAAAAGCUUGAUUUUUUUUUAUUUUACGGGGUCCCUGGGAAGGGAUAUAUAGUAUUAUUAAAAUAAAGUUCAAUGAGGAUUAUGAACUUUUAUCAUCAUGAGGUUUUAAAUGAACUGAUGAAAUGAUCUUUUGAUCAAAUUUUUUUUUAAAUGAAGCCACUCACAUAAAACCAAAAUGGGUUUCAUGGUUUUUUUAAAACCCCAAUAUAAAGUGCUUUAAUAAAAAAUUGAGAUCUGAAAAUAACAUUAAAUACCGCGAAUU